Messenger RNA from Fukomys damarensis (Damara mole-rat), 1948 nucleotides. RefSeq names its product zinc finger protein 709-like. The transcript has a single exon. NCBI's taxonomy places the organism in Eukaryota, Metazoa, Chordata, Mammalia, Rodentia, Bathyergidae. The annotation marks the transcript as partial. The record is from RefSeq and is a predicted model, not a curated record. Gene Ontology annotation, cellular component: nucleus.
UGCCCCUCAGUUCACACUGUAUGCCAACCUAUCGAAAAUGAGGAAUGUGGAGAGAAUCCUUGCGGACGUAGACAAAAUGAGAAAGCCCAAGACUUUCAGAAACUUGAAAAGACUCAAGCUGGAGAGAAAUCUUAUGAAUGUAAGCAAGUUGUGAAUGGCUUUACUCACUCCACUUCUCUCCAAAAACAUGAACGAAUUCACAGUGGAAAGAAAUGUUGUGUAUGUAAACAAUGUGGGAAAACCUUUGCGAGUUCUAGUUCCCUUCGAACACAUGAAAGAAUUCCCACUGGAGAAAAACCCUACCUGUGUAACCAUUGUGGGAAAGCCUUUGGUCAUUUUAGUUCCCUUCAAAGACAUGAAAGAAUUCAUACUGGAGAGAAACCUUAUGUGUGUGAACAUUGUGGGAAAGCCUUCACUGAUCACAGUUCCCUUAGAUAUCAUGAAUGGUUUCACCAUGGAGAGAAGCCCUAUGUAUGUAACCAGUGUGGGAAAGCUUUUAUUCUGGUACAUUUCGAUAACAUGAAAGGAUUCACACUGGAGAGAAGCCUUAUAUGUGUAUGCAGUGUCAGAAAGUUUUCUUACAAUUUCUUACAAUGCCCUUCAAAGCCACAAAAAACUUCAUACUGGAGAGAAACCAUGUAUACAUAAGCAUUGUGGGAAAGCCUUCACUCAUUCUCGUUCCCUCCGAUACCAUGAAAUAGUUCACAGUGGUAAAAAACCCUAUGUGUGUAAGCAGUGUGGGAAAGCCUAUACUCAUUGCAGUGCCCUUUGAUACCAUGCAAUGGUUCAUGGUGGAGAGAAACCAUAUGUAUGUAAGCAAUGUGGGAAAGCCUUUAGUUCUUCCUCAUAUAUUCAGUUACAUAAACAGACAGACUGGAGAGACACCAUAUGUACAAAAGCACUGGGGAAAUGUCUUCUUACCUGUGACUCAAUUUCAAAAGCAUGAAGAGUCUUCUAGUGGAGAGAAACCAUAUGGGUGUAAACAGUGUGGGAAAGCCUUCCUUUGGGAAAGUAAUUUUCAAAGACAAAAAAAGUUCAUAGUGGAGAGAAACCUUAUAAAUGUAAGCAAUGUGGGAAAGCUUUUCUUUGGGAAAGUAGUUUUCAACAACAUAAAGCAGUUCACAGUGGAGAGAAACCAUAUGAGUGUAAUCAAUGUGGGAAAGCUUUCCAUUGGGAAAGGAGUUUUGGAAGACAUAAAAAGUUGCACAGUGGAGAGAAACCAUGUGAGUUAAGCAAUGUGGGUAAGCUUUCUGUUGUAUUAAACCAUAAAGGCAGAGGGAAGAAUCAGGGAUUUGGCUCAGUGGUUCCACCACCUCCCUCACAAACACAAGGGCCCGAGUUCAAUCCUGCUACCAAAAAAAAUGGCAGAAGGGAUAUUAAGCCUAUUUGUGUAAGCAAUAUGGAAAACCACUAAAUUGUCCAGUUCUCACACUUCAUUUCUCAGAUAUGGAAGAAUUAACAGAGUAAUACUAAAUAUAGACUAUGGGGAGUCUUCAUUGUCAGAAGACCUUUCUAGUACUCAUGGGACUGUACAAGAAAAGAUUUAUAUUAGUGUAAAACAUGGAAAUUCUGGUUAUCUUGCUUGAGUCCCAGAUGUAACAGAGUAUGGAGAAAAACCUUGACUAGAAGAAAUGUGCAAAGGUCUUCAUUUGAUACAUGUGUGAAUGCACAAUGGAUGAAAGUCCUUUGAAGAUUGAGGGUCUAACUCUAGUGCAGGGUUCCCUUGAACUAAGUAGCUCAGUCUGGACUCACAUGUGCAGUGGCCCUCCUGCCUCCUGUGAUUACAUGUGUGCACCACCACACCAGGCUUAUGUCUCAUUCUUAAAUAUCUGGUCUAUGUCUAUCUUAUUAGUAUUUUUCUAAAUAGGCCUUAAUCUGAACACUUGUGCCAGGCGUGGUGGUGCACAUUUCUAAUCCCAGCACUCAGGAUGCUGAGGCAGGAGGAUCA